CCACUUCCUUAUUGGGCGUGAUUGGGGUGUGGAUUGGCUGAUCACGUGACAUAGGUGUGGUUUGGACAGGUUUCCUCUUCAGAUUCCUCCUGCGUCGUGUGUGUUUCAUCAGUGUGAUUAAACUCGCAGUGAACAUGGAUCUGUCAGAAGCUUUGGAAGUUAAGGAGGAGGUGGUGAAGAAGUCGGACGGACACAAGGAUGAGUUUAGUUUUCCAUGGAGCAAAAAGAAGGACAAGGAUGGUGGCAGCAAAGGCAAAGACAAGGAUAAGUCCCACAAGUCGGACAAGUCAGAUAAGGACAAAUCGGACAAACACAAAGACGGAGGCAAGAAGAAGAAAGACAAGAAAGAGGGAAAGGAAAGGAGAGGGGGAGGCUCUUCCUCUUCAUCUUCAUCUUCCUCCAGUGAUGAGGACUGAAGGUUCCCUGUUGAUCCAUCGGCUCACCUAAUCGACUGUAAUUAUCUCUACGUCAAAAGGUUUUAUGCUUUAUCUCGUACGUUUUGUGCCGUUGUUUCCAUUGUCUCUUCAUUGUAGUCAUGGAAACACUAGAUUUGUAUCAGUGCUGUGUAGACUGAGAUAAAUAAAUAUUAUGACAACUGCAAAACGGA
Messenger RNA from Boleophthalmus pectinirostris (great blue-spotted mudskipper), 607 nucleotides. RefSeq lists its product as uncharacterized. NCBI's taxonomy places the organism in Eukaryota, Metazoa, Chordata, Actinopteri, Gobiiformes, Gobiidae. The coding region runs from base 135 to 416 and encodes 93 amino acids. The transcript is spliced from 4 exons. The record is from RefSeq and is a predicted model, not a curated record.